CUGAUGGUUUAAGCAGCAGUCCUGUCACAUGCCCUGCUUGUGAAAACAAGUCUUGAACAUUCACUACGAGCUGCACAGGAAGCCAAAAGGAUAUAAAUAUUGACCCACAGCCCAUCACCUUCUAGUGGGAAGUAAGGUUCAACCUUUUAUGAGAUCCUUUCCCAGAAUACUUUUUUGAUUGAUUAUUAUUUAAACUUGGGUCAGACAGCUAACUAUAGUCUUAAGGUCCAGAAACCUGAUCACAAUGAUUUGGCUGCUACAGUUCUUGUUCUCGCCACUCCCAACACCGGCACUGAUUGGCCUUAUUACCCUUGGAGUGAUGAUGUUCCUGUGGGUGGCAAACAGACCAAAACCUAUUAUACCUCCUGUUGACUUGAACAAUCAGUCGAUAGGAAUUGAGGGAGCAGCUAGAAGAAGUGCCAUCUUGCCAGAUAACAAGUUGCUUUGUUACAUCUACGAAGAUGCCAAAACCCUGUAUGAGGCCUUCCAAAGGGGACUACAUGUAUCUGGAAAUGGACCAUGCUUGGGCUAUAGAAAACCAAAACAGCUGUAUCAGUGGCUGACUUACAAACAGGUGUCAGAAAGAGCUGAAUAUCUGGGAUCGGGGCUCUUGCAGAAAGGAUGCAAAUCAUCACCAGACCAAUUUGUUGGUAUCUUUGCUCAAAACAGGCCAGAGUGGAUCAUCUCGGAGUAUGCCUGCUACACUUACUCAAUGGUUGCUGUUCCGCUCUAUGACACUCUGGGGCCAGAGUCCAUUGUAUUUAUUGUUAACAGAGCUGACCUCACCACCGUGAUCUGUGACAAGCCUGAAAGGGCGCAGGUCCUGCUAGAUAACUGUGAGCAAGGGAAGACUCUUGGACUGAAGACUAUCAUCCUAAUGGAUCUCUUUGACAAUGAACUCAAAGAAAGAGGAGCCAAAAUGGGAGUGGAGAUUCUGCUGCAGCAGGAAGUUGAGGAGCUGGGCAAAAACAACUGGCAGAAACCAAAGCCUCCCAAACCUGAGGACCUUUGCAUUGUGUGUUUCACUAGUGGAACCACAGGUGACCCCAAAGGAGCCAUGAUAACCCAUGAAAAUGUUAUAGCAGAUGCUGCUGCUUACAUCAGAACUAUUGAGGGUAUGUGUGAGAUAACAGAAUUGGAUAUUUCAAUAUCCUAUCUUCCACUGGCUCACAUGUUUGAGAGGGUAGUGCAGACUGUAUUGUACACCUGUGGAGCAAAAGUGGGUUUCUUCCAAGGAGACAUCAAACUGCUAACUGAUGACAUGAAAACCUUGAAGCCAACACUGUUUCCAGUGGUGCCAAGACUGCUCAACAGGGUGUAUGACAAGAUACAAAGUGGUGCAUGUGGCUCACUGAAGAAGUUCUUGCUAGCAGCUGCUGUGGCUGCAAAAACAGCUGAAUUAAAGCAGGGCAUCAUUCGGAACAACAGCAUCUGGGAUAAACUGAUUUUUAAAAAAGUCCAGGAAACCAUGGGUGGGCAGCUGCGUGUGAUUGUAACAGGAGCAGCUCCCAUCUCUCCCACUGUCAUGAUCUUUCUUCGAGCAGCAUUGGGGUGUCAGAUCUUUGAAGCCUAUGGUCAGACAGAAUGUGCAGCUGGAUCUACAGUCUCAAAUCCUGGAGACUGGACAACAGGUCAUGUUGGAGCCCCUCUGGCUUGUAACAUUAUAAAGCUAGAAGAUGUUGAAGAAAUGAACUAUUAUUCUGCCAAUAAUGAAGGAGAGGUUUGCAUCAAAGGGCCAAAUGUAUUCCAAGGUUAUUUGAAAGAUCCUGAGAAAACAGCAGAAGCCCUGGACCAGGAUGGCUGGCUUCACACUGGAGAUAUUGGGAAAUGGAUGCCAAAUGGAACUCUGAAGAUCAUUGACAGAAAGAAGAACAUCUUUAAGUUGGCACAGGGGGAGUAUGUCGCACCAGAAAGAAUAGAAAAUAUCUACAUCAGAAGUUCUCCUGUAUCGCAAGUUUUUGUCCAUGGGGAAAGUCUGAGGUGCUCUGUAGUGGGUAUUGUGAUUCCUGACCCAGAGACACUUCCAGGAUUUGCCGGAAAACGAGGAAUAAAAGGCUCCUAUGAAGAAAUCUGCAAAAACUUGGAAAUAAAAAAUGCUAUUUUAGAAGAUAUGAUCAAGCUGGGGAAAGAAGCUGGCCUUAAAUCCUUUGAACAAGUUAAGGACAUCUACAUUCAUCCAGAAGCACUCACCAUUGAAAAUGGAUUCUUGACCCCAACACUGAAGGUGAAAAGAGCGGAGCUUACUAAAUACUUCAAGCCUCAAAUUGAAGACCUCUAUGCAAAUAUUAAGGAAUAAGAUGGCUUGUUUUCAAUAAGUUUACAGAUUCCCAUGGAAUAACAAAGUAACCUCAGGACAGUAGUCCACUACUCAAAGCAAGUGGAGUGGGGAGUGAAAGGAACUCUUAUGUGAAAUUUUUCCCAAAAAAUUAUGUGGGGGAGGAAAGGAAGCAAAGGACUUGACUCGCUUCCAAAUUUUUUUUGUACUACGAAGCUGGUUAUGGUUAUAACCAUAAAUGAAGAUGUAAUGUUUCAAUUGGAUUCUUCUGGUGAUCAAAUGUUCUUGGGAACACAACUAGUGCAAGCAGUUUUGGAGUUGCUUCGUUCCCUUGGCACAAGUAAAUUUAACUUCCCAAGGCAAGACUUGCUACAAGGCAACUGAGCAGGUUCCAAAAAGCAUUUAAUCUUCCCCCCCCCCCCCAAACUUUUGUAUUAGUUUUUGUUGCCCUCCACUACUUUAUUCAACUUCUUGAAGCUGUUGGCUGGAAGAUUAACUUUAAACUUGCAACCAUGUGUUUGUGUUUUGUUUUGUUUUGUUCAGGCAGCAUUAUGCUGACAGCUAGGCCAAAUUCUUCACCAUGAACUCUGAGCUUGCCACACUCCUGAAGCUCUUCAGAGCAGGAGUCUCAAAUACUGGAAGUUCAUGCUACGCCUUCUGGGAAGUCUGGCAUGGUCUCACUCCUUGCCAACACUUUUGUGGCCUGCCAGUCCUAAACUUGAACAGGGCCUCUGUCAUUGUUCACAUCUAGUCUUCCUGAAUUAACUCUUCUAGCACGAUGACUAGAGUCAAUGAAGUUGCAAUGACUUGACUGCACAAUGUGCUGAGCUACUUGAGACACAGUAGCUGAAGAUGUUGUUCUUGAAAAUAGUAGUGGCCAUAUUUGUUGAAAAGUGAUGGGUUAUUAAUAAGCCUAAAGCCCUGUACUUCAGCUGUUGUCUAUAAAGGUUAUUGCUGUAUGUAAAGUGAUGAAUGAUGCAGUUAUAAAAUUUAUUAAAUUCAGGUUUUGACAUUCUGU
Gavialis gangeticus (Gharial) is the source of this 3293-nucleotide messenger RNA. It is a transcript of the gene ACSL5, whose product is annotated as acyl-CoA synthetase long-chain family member 5. Gene Ontology annotation, cellular component: mitochondrion; membrane; endoplasmic reticulum. NCBI's taxonomy places the organism in Eukaryota, Metazoa, Chordata, Crocodylia, Gavialidae. Gene Ontology annotation, biological process: long-chain fatty acid metabolic process. Bases 245 to 2296 code for a protein of 683 amino acids. The transcript is spliced from 22 exons. Gene Ontology annotation, molecular function: arachidonate-CoA ligase activity. The record is from RefSeq and is a predicted model, not a curated record.